CGGCCGUGCGGGAGCAGUGGGGCGGCGGGGACUGUGCCGGCUGCAUCCACCGCCCAGCCCGGCGCUGGGGACAGCCAUGGGGAGCAGCCGCCGCUCCAGCUGCCGCGGAGAAACUCCCCUCCGGAUGUCGGCUCCGGGUGGCCUGGUCUGAGCAGGAGCGGGAGGAGGGAGAGGAGGAAGGGCCGUAGCAGCGGCGGACUGUGCAAGUUGCGCUCUGCCCUUCUUCUCCCCGGCCCGUCUCCCACCCGCGGAGCAGCAUGCGGACUGGCCUCCGCGCUCUCUCAGAUGUGCUCUGGCUGCCGCCGCCUUCAGUGCAUCCUGCUGCUGGCAGCGCUCACCCGGGCGCUGGAUGAGACGGGAGCAGGGAGAUCGCUGCUGCGGUUCCGCCCGCUCCUUCAUGCGGGCUUCUGCUCCGGCGGAGGUCGCACCGCCGCCGCGGAGGAGCCGGGCUGCCCUCCCGCCCCGCGCUCGCCCGCCCGGGGGGCCCGCAUGGCGUGCUACCUGGUCAUCAGCUCCCGGCACCUCAGCAACGGGCACUACCGCGGCAUCAAAGGCGUCUUCAGGGGACCGCUCUGCAAGAAGGGCGCUCGCUCGCCGGACUACGCUGAGAAGGAGAAAGCUGCAGCUAAGGCCCUGGAGGAUGUGAAGGCUAACUUCUACUGUGAACUGUGUGACAAGCAGUACCACAAACACCAGGAAUUUGACAACCACAUCAAUUCUUAUGACCACGCUCACAAGCAGAGAUUGAAAGAUUUAAAACAAAGGGAAUUUGCUCGAAAUGUAGCUUCAAAGUCAUGGAAAGAUGAGAAGAAACAGGAAAAAGCACUCAAGCGACUCCACCAGCUUGCAGAGUUACGGAAGCAGUCAGAAUGCAUCACUGGGAGUGGACCAUUGCUUAAAGCCCCCCGAUUAGUCCUGGAAAAGCAGCAAUCACCAGAUGGCAUUUUCCUGUACAAGGGCGGCAAGUUCGCAGCAAGUUCUCAAAGAACCACUGCAAGCGGAGGACAAGGCUUCUCCAAAAGCAUACUAGAGAAACAGCAACUUAUAAUAAGCAGGCACCACCACCCAACUGGAAGACACCAUGCACUUGGAAAUCACAUCUCACAAAAGUUCCCAUACAGCAACAAUACCUCUCAAAGGGCAGGAGUGUCUUUUUCAUUCUCUAAAAAGGUCCCUUUGAAGCUUGAGUCUUCAGCAUCCGUCUUCAGUGAGAACUGUGAAGAAGGAAAUGAUUAUAGUGAGUCCCCCAACCAUAAAAAAAAGCAAACUAUUGAGGGCUGUCAUUCUGUCACACUUUUGGAGGAACAACUGAAAGCAAGUUUGGAUAAAGAGUCACCUAUUGCACAAGACCAAAUGGAUUUCGAUAACAGUGAAUCAAGUCAUGUAGCUACAAAACCUAAAAUGCUAAAGGAAAAUGAUAAAAGUAAUGAUAGGGAAUCAGAAAAAAAAUUCAGAUCUAAUCCUUCAUUUUCUAAAGUCAAAAUACCACUUCCAAAUUUGAAUUUUUCUGCUUCACUGAGAGAAACAGAGCAAGAGAGCAAACUGAAUGAAUCUGAGCAAUUCUUAGAAACUCCCAUCUCAUCUUCAUGCCAAGCUAGCAAUUUUUGUACACAGCUGAACACUUACAAGCACAGUAAUACCCACCUGCCUGCCCAGUUGUCUGAGCUCCCUCGACAGCCAGCACCUGAGCUGACCUGUUCAAGCAACAUUAAUGACAGUCCUGGAGUGAUAAAAAGAGAAAGAUCUUUGGAGAUUACAGAAACCACAGAUGGAAAUAUGGAAACACUUGAAAAGCAGACCAUGGUUAAAGAAGUUAAGCCCCAGGCAUUGCCUUUCCUCCAUGUAGUGAGUAAAGAUGGGACCACUGCUCUGCAGUGGCCCACAGAAUUACUUUUGUUUACAAAAACUGAGCCCUGUAUUUCAUAUGGCUGUAAUCCAUUGUAUUUUGACUUCAGACUCUCUUUAAAUCACAGGGAGGGUAAACAGCAUGAAACAAACAAAGCAAGCAGUAAAGAGCUCUCUAAAAAUAAGACUGCAGAUGAAUACGAACCCUCAGGUUUAAUAAAACACAAGCAAAUGUCAAAUGAACAAGAUAAUCAGUUGUUGAAACCAAAGAAGAUGAAAGAUUCCCUAAAUCCAAGAAAGGUCAAGCAAAAAGCUGAGUCAGACAUAGGGAAAGAAAUGAAUGAAAGUGGUCAAAAAUGCAUUGCAGAUUAUUUGAAUGAAAAUAUACCCAAAGUGCCUGCUUACCUUGAUGUCUCACAAAAGGAUUAUGUGACAGAAAAAAGUCUUUAUAUAACAUCACGGAGGAGACCUUUAAAGCAUUUCCAUGGCUGUGAAAGAAAAACUCAGAACAUUAGAAACGAAAGCAUUUCCUUUUCUGCUUUUAUGUCUAGGAUUAAAAACUCUAACUCGGAGAAAUGUCAUUUAAUUGAUUCUGAAGAAAAAGAUGAGAACCAAAAUGACUCCAGGUCCCUUCAGGAUGUGGUCAGCUGCAGCAGUGACAUAAGUGACAGUGGAAAAGAUUCUAGUGGAAGUUUCUUUAGCAGUAAAUCCAGUUCAAACAGCAAGUAUUCAGAUAAUGAAGGAUGUGGAAAUUACACAAGAUGCUGGAGAUUCCCAUCUCCUCAAAAGUCCUCGUCUGGCAGACAUUCCAGCUAUUCUGACGCUUCAGUUAGCAGUACAAGUAGCUACAUGAGUCCCACAUCAAACAAUCACAGAAGAAAUAAUUUGUUUUGUUGUUGUAAAAGAAAAAACAAGACAGAUAAAAGACACAAACACAGAAAGCACAAGUGUAUUUUCACUUCAGAUGAUACAGAUGAGGAUUAUCUUUGUCAUAGUAGAAGUCACAGAACUAGAAACUGUAUUCAGAGUGGCACAAUUAAAUAUCGAAGAUGUUCAAGACAUAAACUUUUACAAAUCAGAGACAGGUCCAAACACAGCAGAUGUAGACAUCGGCAUUUUGGCAAAGUGCUUAGUAGGAGUAGCUGCCACAAAUCCAAAAGUGAUUCCACUAGUGAUUCAAGAAGCAGUGAAAGAUCAUCUAGCAGCAGAAUAUCAAGAUGCAGCAGUUCGGGAUCCAUCUCAAAAGAGACUGACAACUGUGACAACAAAACAAAAGAGGAUUCUGAGAGAGGUUCUAACACUGAACCAGGAAAAGCUGAAACUGCACAUUCCAACUCCCUGAAUGUGAAUAGUCAGUCAAAAAACUUUGCCACCUGCUCUUCCAAAAACCUGGCAAAAGACAUAUGUGAAAGAAAGUCAAUGACAGCCAAGUUACUUCUAGAAAGAGUGCAGUCUAAGAAAACCCAGGAACAAAUGCAUGAUCCAGAGAGAUUUUCAAUCAGUAGUGGGAUAGAAUUAAAGGAUCACUCACAAAGUCACUUUGCUCUUCAGUUUUCAUCAUCAGUAGAUGACAUUGCAAUGUUACCUUUGCCAGAGAAAGUGCUAAGCAAAGGUAAAAAUGACAUGAGACAUAAUGAAAUCAGUUUGCUGGAAAACAGUGUGAAGAAAAACAACACUGAAGCAUCAGAGAUAACAAAUGUUACCCUUUCACCUGGAACUGAUUAUGAUCAUUGUGUUCUUAAAGACAUAAUUCAAAUUGAAACAGGCUAUCAGAGCCCAAGCAUAAAAAGGAACACAGCAAUAAAGGAACAAACCAGUCUCUUCUUUAGUGAAGUGCAACCCUUUAUACAAAGCUGUGAUCCAGUACCAAAUGAUUUCCCUGGUGCUUUUCCCUCUAAUAGAUAUUCUGUUGCUAAUUCAACAGAGACCAAAGAAGAACUACAUGAUGUAAACAUGGACUUGAACCGAGCAGAAGGCAGUUCAGACUCUUUUUGUGACAAUGCUAUGCAGAAGUAUGGUGAUACACUAAAUGACCUAGAAGUGUACAGUAAACCCACCUCCCCUCCUUUAACACAGCAGCCUAUCACAUUUACACCAGAAGAAGUAGACAAAUACAGAUUGCUGCAGCUGCAAGCCCAGCAGCACAUGCAGAAACAACUUCUGGCAAAACAUCUGAAAGUUUUGCCUGCCCCAGGACCAGCUGCCUUCUCUGCAACACCAGCAGUUCCUGCCCUCCCUGUUCAGCAGCAGGCGACUGUCACCACCAUCCACCACACGCUGCUGCAGCGCUUUGCUGUCUCGGCAUCUGUGCACCCCCACGGCAGCCAUCUCUCCCUGGCACCCCUCCACCCCCUCUCUCAGGCACAUUUUGCCCCCAUAUCACUUUCCCCUUUAACACCAGCCCUUAUUCCCACCCACCCUGCUUUGCUGACAGGACAUCCACUGCACUUGGUGUCUGCCACUCCCCUCCACCCUUCCCCACUGACCUUCCCUGCACUGCCUCACGCUGCAUAUAUCCCAGCCUUAUUUACACCACACCUGAACACAGCCACACCCUCUGCUAUACACCCAAACCACUUAGUUCAUCCCUUAUUCCAAGGACAAGAGCCCCAUCACUAUUCUUGUUCUAUCCAAGCCCAACAGUUACCUACAGCAAAAGAAGUUUUCAGUGUUUCUAGCUACUUAAACUAGCCCAAAUGAUUUC
Camarhynchus parvulus is the source of this 4549-nucleotide messenger RNA. RefSeq names its product zinc finger protein 804B (gene ZNF804B). The record is from RefSeq and is a predicted model, not a curated record. Gene Ontology annotation, cellular component: nucleus. Lineage: Eukaryota; Metazoa; Chordata; Aves; Passeriformes; Thraupidae.